This is a messenger RNA of Lecanosticta acicola, 699 nucleotides long. Lineage: Eukaryota; Fungi; Ascomycota; Dothideomycetes; Mycosphaerellales; Mycosphaerellaceae. The record is from the annotation of a GenBank genome assembly.
AUGGCAGAAUUCAAUUGGCGAACGAUCAACAUCGAUGCGCUCGAUCCCGAAUCAUCAUACAACUUCGACCUUACGACUCUAACGCCAGCCGUCCAACCCGUUUCAACCGCAGACGUGCAGACCCUCGCAGGUCAAAUACGGCAGCUUCUAAGAGGAGGCAAUGCAGAAGGAGCAUUGAGAGGGGCGUUGGAGAACCCACCGUAUGGAGCGGACGAGCAGGGCAAAGUACGUUAGGCAGCAACCAUUUGGAAGCAUUGGGAAAGUAGGGGAUACUAAGAUCGUGUGGCCGGCAGGCAUUACACCUCGCAACUGUCACCGAAAUCCUACAAUCGAUUCGGCAAGCUGAGAUGACACCGCUGCUCCAGCGAAUAUACCAAUCUGAGGGCGGUUCGGAGGUUUGCGAUACGUUGAUGAAGUACCUCUACAAGGGAAUGUCACAGGGACCGGCGCCGCAGAGCAAUUCGACGACGAGGAAUAUCACACCUCAGGCGACGGGCUUCUCGCAAGCUGGCGGACGUAACUUUGGUGGUGGAGAGGGCGGCGGCCAGGCUAUGAGCGUGCUGUUGAGCUGGCAUGAGAAGGUAAAGAUGGAUCAUGUGGUGACGAGCUGUUCAGGUGUACUAACGACAUCAACAGUUGGUGGAAAUGGUCGGACCGGGAAGCAUCGUCCGUGUCAUGUCGGAUCGGAGGACGGUAUAA